Penicillium psychrosexuale is the source of this 372-nucleotide messenger RNA. RefSeq lists its product as uncharacterized. The record is from RefSeq and is a predicted model, not a curated record. NCBI's taxonomy places the organism in Eukaryota, Fungi, Ascomycota, Eurotiomycetes, Eurotiales, Aspergillaceae. The coding region runs from base 1 to 372 and encodes 123 amino acids. The transcript has a single exon.
AUGGAUGUGCAUCACCAAGACCGAUUCAUCACAGAGCAAAGUGCCCACCACCCUCCUUCUCCCCCGAACCCACUUCCACCAGAGUCCACAGCACCAGAAGAGCAGAUCUCCUAUGUCCGUUGCUUAGGCGAACGCCGAGGCUUGAGAAGACGAACGCCCCACUGUGUCCGAGAAACGAGUCCUGGUGUGCUUCAUAUCUCUGAUGCGCUCAAACGGUCGCCCGUGCAGCGUCCCCCUAUCUCUCACCAGCAGCUCCUCCUCCUCUUUAUGUGUCCUCACUGGCAUCUUGAACCGUGGCAGUCCCUGCCAAACCCCACCGUUCUCUCACCAGCAGCCCAUCCUCCUCUUUAUGUGUCCUCACUGGCAUCUUGA